Messenger RNA from Carcharodon carcharias (great white shark), 4371 nucleotides. RefSeq names its product rho GTPase-activating protein 11A-like. The record is from RefSeq and is a predicted model, not a curated record. Gene Ontology annotation, biological process: signal transduction. NCBI's taxonomy places the organism in Eukaryota, Metazoa, Chordata, Chondrichthyes, Lamniformes, Lamnidae. The transcript is spliced from 13 exons. Bases 92 to 3367 code for a protein of 1091 amino acids.
GCCCGGCCGCGGAGGGGGAGAGCAGAGGAGCCGAUCGGAGACUGGGACGAGGGGACUUUGCCUGAUCGCACUCGCCGCCUCCGGCCCCGACAUGAAGGCCGACAGGAAUGUGCUGAGACUGGCCGCAGUGCAGCAGCUCCGAGCUUAUGGGAUCAAAGUGAAAAACUGGAGCAGGAUCAACAAUGACCGGGUACAGGGCCGGGACAAGAAGAUAACAUCCAGUGAAGUAUUUGGCACCCCUCUGCAUGCUCUGCCACAGUGCACUGUCCUUGAACAUACUACCGUUCCUCAGUUUCUAGUUGAUGCCUGUGUCUAUUUAGGAAAGCACAUUCACACAGAGGGACUCUUCAGAAAAUCGGGAUCCGUGAUUCGUCUUAAAGCUCUAAAGGCUAAAGUGGACCAAGGUGAAAAAUGUAUUACAAUGGCGCCCCCUUGUGAUGUGGCAGGGCUGGUGAAACAGUUUUUUAGGGAACUACCUGAACCUCUGCUUCCAGCAGAAUUACAUGAAGCCUUCUUCAAGGCACAACAACUACAAAAUGAUGACAGCAUUACUGCUACAAUUCUACUAUCCUGUUUAUUGCCUGAGAGAACUGCAGAUACACUGCGUUACUUCCUGAAUUUUCUUAAAAAUGUGUCCCUCAGGUCAGAAGAUAACAAAAUGGAUGCCAGUAACCUUGCUGUAGUGAUUGCACCAAAUUUGUUCCAUUCAGGUGAAGGAAGUGAAAAAAUAACUGCACUGACCGAGAAGCAGCUCCACCUUCAAGCUGCAACUGUGCACACACUGAUUGACAAUUUUGAACACAUUGGUCGUGUUCCAGAAUUUAUCUUGGAAAAAAUUCCAGCGAUGAUUGGUGUUUGUGUAGAAUCUAGCUCACCUUCGUUAGAACAUUUGGAAGGUGGCGAUGGCUCAACACUGGAGGGGUCCAAGAGACGAAGGCGACGUAGUGUUGGAGAUAUAGUUAGUGGAGCACUAAGUAAAUUUAAAGCAAAUCGAACACCUUCUGCUACUCCUCAGCCUGACACAUCUGGAACAUCUUCAGGAACUCCAAUAAUUAUGACUCCAACAUGGAAACGAAAAAUACUAGCAGAUUCUUCACAAAGCCUGGGGUUUUCAAACAAAAAACGGCGAUCGCUAAGGCACAAUAUAGCUUUGGAAUUGUUACCCAGUGGCUUUCUGAGCCAGAAUUCUACACCAUCAUCAGAUGGGGUCAAGAAGGAUGAUGUUUAUUACCAGGCACAAUGUACUUUUGCUGAAGGUAGUCCUCAAGUGUCACUGGAGUCAUUGCAGGGCCCUCUGUCCCUCUCUGCUGGAAGUGUUAAGUUUCAGUCAACUGCAUCAGUUAAUCGGCGGAAAAGUAAAAGACUAGAAAACAAAGGGGUAGAGAGGAUGGAAUCUGGAAAAGCUAGUUGCUUUUCUCCCAAGCUUAAUCGAAAAGGAACGGUCCGCAAAUCCUUGCGCUUAAGAUUUGGCCUUGGAAAAAACAGAGACCCAAAUACAUUGUCCUCUGGAGGCCCAGCUCCAAAUGGAUCAGAAAACAUUGGCUGGCGACUUGCAAAUCAGCGUGAUGUACACAACUACAGUUGGUUCUCAGCGGAAGAUCUCCCAUUUACCCCAGUUGUUAGACACACAGGGAAAAAGGACUCGAAGCGCAUAAGUAAAUCAGAAGAAAAUCUUCUCACUCCAGCGUGCAAUAAAGAUACUCAUCGAAUGUCUUGGAAUGGUGCCAGUCCUACAGAGCCCCAAGUAAUUUGUAGCCAUCCCGAUUUAGAAACUCCAUUAGAGUGUUACCUAAAUUCUAGAAGUUAUCAAUCAGAACCAGCGCUCGUCAUCAGAAAACCACCUACCAUACCAGGGGAUUUCCGGAAACAGUGUGCAGCUCACAAAAAUGGUAGCAGAAAUAGCAGUGAUUCUUUAAGUGAGGAUGCAAACAUUGGGACCGGAGAAACAAUGUUGAAAAUUAAAAGAGCAUUUUCUGAAUCGCGAAGUAACACAUGUUCAAUUAUUGAAGACCAUAAACCACCCACUGUGAAUAAUUUGUGUAAAAGUGACUUGCUUCUCCAGCAGACUCAAAAUGUGGUUGCCCCUCAGAAACCUGAUAGCUCACUUGGUGAUCCAUCAGAUCAAAAAUGUUCCUGCUCUGAAUUGUCAUCCCUACAAGUUUCUGAAAUUAAGCAUCAAAAUGCCAAAAUAGAUUCCUGCUCAACAGACAUAAACACUACACAGGGCAUGAGCAGUAAUCUAAAUUGCAUUAGUAAUUUGCAUCAGCAAGAUGUAAAUGGAGCUGCAGUUCUACAAGACAAAAAAUUUCUACCUUUAGAUGAUGAUCAUAGUAACCUAAACAAAGCCCAAAAAUCCUUUAAGUGUGUUACAGUAUUUUCAUUCACAGAACAGCCAUAUCCUGAUCAGGUGCCAUCAAAUUAUAAAGAAUUGAAAGGACAAGAGGAAAAUAGUAAACCUGUAGAAAAUUUAACUGCGCCAAAUUCUGCAGGCACCAGUGAUGAUCAUCAUCCCUCUGAAUUGCACCAGCCUAUGUUCUUACCAAAUGAAUUGGAACCUACUUUAAAUAAGAGGGAUGACAACUUACUGUCUACAGAUGGAACUCCAGCUUUGGAAUUCCCUUCAAAGAUGCUUCCUUUGGAUGUUCCUUUGAGAAAGGUUUCAGAAGAAAUUGUGAAGAAGACUGAAUGUGGUCAUCACAAAGUGGUUGAACAUAUUCAGUGGUUCAAUAGUCUUUCAUUAAAUGAUCAGAAUCCAAAAUGCAAAACUGUCAAAUCACCUUUAAAGUUCAAACGCACCCCAGUUCGUCAGUCUAUUAAAAGGAUGAAUUCAUUAUUGUAUGGAAAUGACAAAUCAAUAGCAACUAGGACCAGAUCAUGUACAAUUGCAGUUGGCUCUCCAAUGGUUAAGUCAAUAAGUCAUAAAAGUACUCUGUCGUUUAAUCUAAAUUCAUUUUCAUUCACACAAAAUGAAGAUGUAAAGCAAAGUAAACAUAGGAGUGAUGUACGCCAAAAUAAUUUACCUGUUGAAGGAUUUCGCAAAACCAAACCAGCAGCACAAAUACAACAUUCCGCUGUCUUUAAACAAGAGCAUUUGGUUAGUCAGCAGAAGAAUUCUUUUGAUCAGAAUAUUAACCAGUCAGUUUUUGAAGAUUUGACUAAUGGGAAAAUGCCAAGAAUCCAUCAAGUUGAUUGUGUGCUGCCAGAGCAAAAUGUAAUUAUUGAAAAAAUGUCUUGUGUAACUCCAGAAAAAUCCAUUUGUAAUUCCAUGUUGCAUAAAGUUUCAGAAAAAGAGAAACAUCGUUACAAAGGUUCACCAAAGUGUCCUAUAUCAUCAGCAAAACUCACAGCUAAAGCCAUAGACCUAUAAAUAUGUGGGAUAAGAUAAUUUUGUUGUCAUUCUUCAUUGCUGCUGUUUGAUGCCUCUAAUUGCACAAGUUGAGCUCCUAAAGUUAGCUUCAACAUUGACAUUCAGGUUAUAAUUACUUGGAAUGCUGGAAUUUGAUAAAAAUUAAAAUAAGUAUCUACUGUCCAAUGUACAAUGUUGAACAAUUUUUGUACUUGGGAGUUUCUAAUAGUAUGUAUUUCAUUGUUCUGUGCUAUAAUGCAUAUGAUAUAACUGAGUUUUUGCCCUUUGCUUUGAGUGGUAUUAGACAACUAAUAAUUUUAUCGUAUUUUGUGGCGGCAGCUUUCUUGUAACUAAAAUUUGUUAUUUUCUUUAAAAAAAAAUUUUUUUUUUUUUUGAAAAUUCACUACUGAGUAAAUCUCUAAGGCUUAUUAACAUUUAACAUAGUGGAAUGAUGGAGAAUUGAAAUUCCUUUUGAAACUUAAAUGUAAAGAUUUUAACCUAAUGAAUCACCGUAAAAAUUCACCUUCCCAAUAGUGUCCAAAAUUGUUCGAGCAUGUAUAUAGCAGGUUGAUUAGCUAGGCUGGAUUUUUGUCAUGACGAUUCUAUUUAAAAAAAAUUUCUCACUGUACAUUGAAAUCUCUUCAUUCUUCCAGAAAUUCCAUUAAGCACCUUUAGUUUAUUGUACUGUAAUAUUUAAUACAGUAUAUUGUGCUUUAGCUUAUAUUCAUUUAAAAUGAACAGGAAUAUUUUAAAUUGUACUCUAUAAAUUAAGAUUAAUGUGCUUUAUGAUGAAAUACACAUGUAAAGUUGACUGUCUCAACUUAUUGCUACCAAUCCUAUUGGAUUGGGUUUGAUUUAUACUGUAAUUGUUCCAUUGAAAUCAUUGUCGGUUAAUUUGAGCAUAGAUGUAAACAGCAAGAAGUUGUUCACACAUACUCUGAAUUUUAUUUUUUUGAGCAUACGUGUAUAUGUUUACAGCAUUUGACUUCAGUGGAACAGAAUUUGAAAUAAAAUAUUCCCUUUUA